GUGACAUCCAGCAGCUUCGAUCCCGAUGACUUGCUCAUCUCCGUGCGCGCUUUCGCUACGAAGGAGCUGCAGCUCCUUCCGGGGGAGGGUGCUUCUGGGCCAGAGCUGUCGUUAGCUUAUCCUCCUCGCACUGCCUUCACCUCGGAUGACCAACUGCGGUCGUCGCUGGCAGAGCUGGGGCUCACACCUAGCGCCACCCUUCUGAUCAAGGGCAUCUCUGCUGUGCCGGCCCCUGCAGAGCCUGCCGAGCUCGCAGAGACAGAAGGAGCUGCAGGAGGUCCCGAAGUCGAGUCCGA
This is a messenger RNA of Symbiodinium sp. CCMP2456, 296 nucleotides long. NCBI's taxonomy places the organism in Eukaryota, Dinophyceae, Suessiales, Symbiodiniaceae. The record is from the annotation of a GenBank genome assembly.